UAAGAUGGAAUUUCCCCCCUUUUUCUUACAACUCGCCACACUCAUAUAGCCACAAAAAUACCACACAGUGUGUGUCCAUUUGGGAGAGAGAGAAAAAAUUCCUCAUUUUGUACAUAUAAAACCCAUAUAUAUAUAGCGCGCAAUGUAUAUAAAUUUUUGUGAUGUCUGUGCUAUUUGAUUGCCAUACACACUCGUUAUUUUUUCGGUGUUUGAGCGAUGCUCUUGUGCGUUUCUCCCGAUGUCAUCGUUGUCAGUCAUUGAGAGAGUGUCGCACAAGUAACACGCAAAGUGAGCAACACACUUGACCAUUAAACUGCGGGAUCUCUUGUUGGAGGGAAAGAAGAUAAGUUAGUUGCAAGGACUCAUCGGAGAAAGUGUGCACACCAAGAUUUGCGCCACACCAAAUGUGCAUUUGUGUUUUUAUGACAAAAUCGAGGAAGCAAGAAUUCUCACAAGAUCGUGAAAUAAUCUUAUAUCCAUUCAAUCGCCCAAAAUCCGACAGGUUAACAUAGAGAGAGGGAGAGAGAGAGAGAGACUUGUGUACAUCAGCCUGUAUAUGCUUUUUUCUCCUCCUCGCAAUAAGACCCCAGAGAUCAAGCCAGAGUUGGAAAUAUAUAUAAGUGGAGUGUUGUGAGUUAUUCAAUUGUAAUACACAUUUCUUCUUCUUCUUCUCCACUGGUGCGCCGCGAGAGAAGGGAAAAGAGUCAAGUGUGUGGUGUGCUGUAUGAGGCCACAAACAAGAAAAUCAAAAGUAAAAGUGAUUCUUCUAACACAGACCCGCGUACUAUAACGUGAAACAAUAUAAUUUAGUGGUGUAAUUAUGUCAUGCACUCAAGCAGUUAAUGAAAAUAACACAACUAUAUCGAUCUGAGCUGUGCUUGAUGAAGACAAUACCAGAGAGAAGUGCAUGAGGCCAAUUUCCCGCUCUCAAUUUUAGGACUACUUGACUGUUACAAGACUUUCGUGAUCUUUUAGUCGUGAUACUUUCCCUGCGUAAGGAAUGAGCCCUGAGGACGAUAUUCGCUCAGAGACGAGAGUGCCAACAAUAGACGUGAUGUCUGCUGGACGUGGUUGGCAACCACUCCCACAGUCCGAAGACGACAUUGCCAAUUCAACGAGCAAGUUCAAAGGAGAUGUGGCAGCAUCACCGAACACGUCACCCUUGAAGAAUGGUCGAAAUGGCAUCACAAAGAACGUGAAUGGGUGUCACACGUGGAGUCCAUUGUUACCCACUGACGAGCGACUGGCCAACAACAAUGAUUGGUCAAAAGGUCCAUCACAUCUCGCAGCCAACAGUCACCAACCUUUGCCGAACAGAGACACCCGAAAUGGUGGUUGGCGCGAGUUACCGCAGAGCGAGGAGCAGUCUAAUGGGAAGCACAGUGGCCAAGGUAACAACAACAGUUCACUGCUGGUCAACGGCAAGACAGGGUUCACACACCCCAAGAAUGGACACGCGGACAAGAUGCCUGCCGAGGCAGAUCCACUAACAGGACGACGGCCGUUCCCUGAGGACGAGACGAGUUGUGGCAUUGGCUCCUGCAAGCCCAAGUGGGCGCGCAGUUUCGCCACAACACACGUCUUCAUGGUUGUGUUCUUGCUGGCAUGGAUUUUGCAGGGAAUGUACUACACAUACUUCGUGAGUGUGAUAACGACAAUCGAGAAGCUGUUCCAGAUCAAAUCCAAGACGACGGGCAUGCUGAUGAGCGCCACGGAAGUGGGUCAAAUCAGCACCGCCCUCUUCCUCACCUACUACGCCGGCCGAGGACAUCGACCCAGAUGGAUCGCCUGUGGCAUGGUGCUGUUUGCAAUCGCCUCCUUUGGCUGCACACUGCCGCACUUUAUCUAUGGCGACCAACUUCUGCACGCCAGCAACGUCUUCAAUGGCAUCGGCGGGAAUUCCAAGACGUUCGACAGCGCCUCCCAAGGCGUGUCACUAGUCACAAACUCUCCCACGAGUGUCCUUCUCUCCGAGUCAAAUCUCAAUCUCUGUCUCAUCUCUGACAACAACAGCACCCUCGGCUCCGAAGGAGAUUGUCAAAGUGAAAUACUAGUUGAGCAAGAGAAUCACUCCCAGCUCACAACAGUUGUACUGGUGAUCUUCUUCGUGAGUCUCUUGGGUGUCGGAGUGGGUCAAACGGCUGUGUCGACGCUGGGCAUCCCGUACAUCGACGACAACGUGGCGAGUCGAGAGUCUCCAAUCUACAUUGCGAUCACGAUCGGCGUUCGAAUCCUCGGACCCGCUGCAGGCUUCAUCUUGGGCUCCUUCUGCACGCGCGUGUACGUGAACAUAUCCGUGGACCCGGGCAUCGGGCCCGCCGAUCCCAAAUGGGUGGGCGCUUGGUGGUUGGGUCUCGUGCUGGUAUCUUCCCUCAUGGCUCUCACGUCGCUGGCGAUGUUCUCCUUCCCGAAGCACCUGCGAGGCAACCGGAUACCGCCGCCUGAGAAGAUGCGAGCCAUUGAGGCGCAGAAGAAGAUGGAGAAGCAAGAGGAGGAGUACAAGACGCCCCAGCUCAAAGACUUCCCCAAGACGAUCAAGCGACAACUCCGCAAUGACAUCCUCAUGUUCCGGACAGCUUCGUCUGUGCUCCAUCUCCUCCCCGUGGCCGGUCUUUACACCUUCCUGCCCAAGUACAUGGAAUCUCAGUUCCGACUCACGGCGCACGAUGCCAAUCUGAUCUCUGGUGUGGGUGGCAUCCUCGUGAUGGGCGUGGGUAUUGUCAUUAGUGGCGUGGUGAUCCUGAAGUUCAGUCCCACAGCACGAUCUGUGGCCGCAUGGAUUGCCUUCACAGCAAUGGUUUACGCCUGUGGCAUGGCAAUCCUCAUGUUCGUCGGCUGUCCCAUGGACGAUCUUGUUGGCUUCCGGCCAGACAAUCGGGCGCCAUUGCCCAAAUUCGAGCCUCCGUGCAAUCUCACGUGCCAAUGUGACAUGGAUCGUUUUUCACCCAUUUGCGGUUCUGAUGGACUCACUUACUUCUCCUCCUGUCACGCCGGCUGCAACGCCAGUAUCACAAAGAACGGACAGAUGACAUUCACCGGAUGUCAGUGCAUUCCACCCAAUCUGGACAGCCCAUAUCAUCCAGACGCUGUCAGCGGCUAUUGUGAUGGCAAUUGCAAGAACUUCUGGCUCUUCAUCUCCCUUUUCUCCUUCUUCGUCUUCAUGCACAGCACAUCCGAGGUGGGCAGCAUGCUGCUCAUCAUGCGAUGUACAGAUCCUAAAGACAAAGCCAUGGCAAUGGGAAUCAUUCAGUUUGCUAUAGGCCUGUUCGGGAAUGUGCCCUGUCCGAUAAUUUACGGAGCCGUUGUGGAUUCGGCGUGUCUAGUGUGGGAGACAGUUUGCGGAAAACCAGGAGCUUGUUCACUCUACAACAUUACAACCUUCCGACAUCUCUUCCUUGGAGCCACAGCGGGAAUAAUGGCCCUCGCCUUCCUCAUGGACCUGGUCGUGUGGAAGAAAGCACAUCGAAUUGAUAUCGACCCUGGGUCUAACUCAGAGACUGACCAAGAGAAAUCAACAGUGCCUGAAUCACGUGUUUAAUAAGUUAUUAAUGUUAGAAAUUUUUAUUGAGAUAUAGCUAUACUAAUAAUAAUUGUACAUAUUACCUAUCCAUUUUCGAAUUACGAAAUGUGGAUGAUUGUGUAGGAAAAGCAUCGAAUUACCGAUGGUCUUUAAAGUUUUGUUAACUAAGAUUUACUCUAGAAGUCCUAAUAAAAUUUGAAAAAAAGAAAAUUGAGACGAGAUGCAGAUAUAUAAUUUCUCGAGAUGUAAGAAAAUGAAUAAUUGGAUUUUACUAUAAUCGGUUUUAAAAGUAACGAUAGACUAAAUAGCUAUGAAUUCUUUGUAGAGACUUCAUCGCUAGAUAUAUUUCUCUUGCUUAUUUUGUAUGUCUUAUAUAGUAUAUUAUACACUAUUUUCUAGAUGAGAAAGAGAAACAUUGUGUUAUUAAUAUUAAUAAUAAUUUUACAUUUGUAAUUUUUAUAUACAAAAUGUGUGAGCAAAUGAAAAAUCUCAGUUAAUUUCUUUUCUAUAAAUCAAAAUAUUUUAGAUAAUUUUCCUUAUGAUCCCCAUAUUUCCCAAUAAUUGAAGAAUCUUUCGUAUCGGCAAUUUUUAUAUUUUACUACCUAUUUUAUAUUCUUUGUGCUAGUCUCAAUGUAUCCAACUACUUUUUAUGAGUUUCUCAUCACAAAGGGCAAUGUGUAAUUAUGUAUAUUGAUUCCUAUACAUGAGAGAAUUAACUAAAACACACUGUUAAUCCUGGGUUAAAUCACAACGUUCACGCGCACUGCAUUUUUUUUUUCAAUAUUUCAAGUAAAUAAAAAACACGGAAAAGGAUAAAUACUGUGCCAUAGUAUUGAGUAUUUCUUUUUGUUUAAACACACAGGAGAACAAGAAGUUUGUUGCAAAAUAUGAGAUCAUGAAUUCAGCUAGUGAUCAUUUUAGUUGUUUAGUCAAUAUUUUAUAUAAGUGAAUUUAUAGAAAAAAAUAUACGUAUAUGCUUACAUUUUUAGUAUAAAUGUAUAACUUUUUAUAUGCAUAUUAUAGAGAAAAAAAUGUGACGACUCAAUUUUUUUCCUUCACUAUUAAUUGUAGGAAUUCCAUAAAAAUUGUCCUCUAUAUAGAAACAAUUCAAUCAGGUUACAAAAAACUGCCCAAAACUCUUUUGCAGAAGGAAGAAAUUAUAAAUCUAAUGUUAUAUUAUCGCAGAGUAUAUAAUUCUAUAAAAUGCCAGUAAAAGGAAUUAUAUAAAAUAAUAUUUUCUUUAUUUGAUUUUUUUUUAUUAUUACUGCAUUUCUCAAUAUUUUUCCUCGCAAAAUAUUUUGAAAUGAUUUUUAUACCUCAGUGGUUUUUUUGUCUUUAGAUAUUUUAUAAAAUACAAACUAAUGUUAUGUUUUAGAUUUUAUCGCCCUUGACAAGAGAAAUAUCACAAAAAAUCAGAGAAAAAAUAUACCUACAAUAUUUAUAUUUUUUAUAACAGGACCGAAAAAGAAAAAAAAGAAUAUUUUCUUUGUUUUUUAUUGCUAUUAAAAGAAAUUU
Molecule: messenger RNA, 5035 nt
Organism: Phlebotomus argentipes
Lineage: Eukaryota; Metazoa; Arthropoda; Insecta; Diptera; Psychodidae
Gene: Oatp74D
Product: solute carrier organic anion transporter family member 74D
Exons: 9
Coding region: 1001-3538 (845 amino acids)
Biological process (GO): transmembrane transport; sodium-independent organic anion transport
Cellular component (GO): membrane
Molecular function (GO): protein binding
Source: RefSeq, a predicted model, not a curated record